Messenger RNA from Spinacia oleracea (spinach), 2743 nucleotides. Its product is annotated as methylmalonate-semialdehyde dehydrogenase [acylating], mitochondrial-like. The record is from RefSeq and is a predicted model, not a curated record. NCBI's taxonomy places the organism in Eukaryota, Viridiplantae, Streptophyta, Magnoliopsida, Caryophyllales, Amaranthaceae. Gene Ontology annotation, biological process: positive regulation of transcription by RNA polymerase II; cellular response to iron ion starvation; L-valine catabolic process. The transcript has 20 exons. Gene Ontology annotation, cellular component: mitochondrion. Gene Ontology annotation, molecular function: DNA-binding transcription factor activity, RNA polymerase II-specific; methylmalonate-semialdehyde dehydrogenase (acylating, NAD+) activity. The coding region runs from base 144 to 2540 and encodes 798 amino acids.
UGACAAUUUCACCGUCUACUCCCAUUUUCGUUUUCUCCAUAACUUUUCAUGUUCUCCAUAAGUAACAGAGCCUCACUGACUCAACUCCGCCUAUUCUGAUCAUCAGAUCUUUACAUUUAUCUCAGUUAUCAAUAGAAAGAGUCAUGGAGGAUAAUCAGCAAGAUUCUAUGCGUCCUCCUCUACCUCAAACCUUUAAAGAUAGAGAGGAACUUAUUAACUAUGUUCGUGAUUUUGGCGUGAGCCAAGGUUAUGUAAUGACUAUUAGGAAGUCAAGGAAAGACAUUAGUGUUGUCCUUGGCUGUGAUAGAGGAGGAGGUCGUCGUAGUCGAAAUAAGUCCGAGGCUCCUAAACGCAAAAGAAAGGAAUCCUCACGCCUCAUAAAUUGCCCUUUUGAGGUCAUUGGUAGAAAAGAAGUAGAUGCUUGGGAGCUUCACAUAAGAAACGGAGAACACAACCAUGAGCCUUUAAAAGAUAUGUCUGAGCACAGAUUUAGUCGCCGUUUCAAUGAAGAAGAGGCUAGGCAAGUUAAGGAAAUGAUCGAGGCAGGCAUAAAACCACGCCAAGUGCUUGAGACUCUAAAGCAAAGCAAUCCACAACUUCAGACAACCCCAAGGCAUUUGUACAAUCUUAAAGCUAAAAUCCGCGAAGGAAAUUUCUCAGAAGGAAGCUUCAAGUCAUGGAGGCCUAAUGUGUCUGCUGCAGGAGCUUCCAGUGACAAAAUCAACGAAAUCAAGGUUUCCAAUUUUAUUGGUGGAAAAUUUGUGGAAUCACAAGGGAUUAUCUUUGAUGUUGUUGUUAAUCCUGCAACUCAAGAGGUUGUAUCUCAAGUUCCAUCAACAACAUAUGAAGAGUUCAAAGCCGCUGUUAUGUCAGCAAAAGAAGCUUUUCCUUCGUGGAAGAAUACACCUGUGUUCUCUCGACAGCGUAUGAUGAUGAAGCUCCAAGAGCUCAUACACAGAGACAAAGAGAAGCUUGCCUUGAUUAUUAGCACUGAACAGGGGAAGACAAUUAAGAAUGCUCAUGCUGAUAUCCUCCAUUGGUUAGAGGUGGUUGAACAUGCUUGUGAGAUUACAGCUGUACAAUGGGGGGAAUUUGUCGCAAAUGCUUCUAACGCGAUUGAUACAUACUCCAUCAGGGAACCUCUAGGUGUUUGUGCUGGGAUAUGCAAUUCUAACUUCUCCGCAAUGGUUCCCUUGUGGAUGUUCCUGGUUGCAAUUACAUGUGGGAAUACAUUUGUCCUUAAGCCUUCUGAAAAAAAUCCAGGUGCUUCAAUGAAGCUUGCAGAGUUGACCAUAGAGGCAGGUUUACCUGAUGGAGUCUUAAAUAUUGUUCAUGGAGGCAAUGAUAUCCUCAAUUAUGUAUGUGAGGACGAUGAUGUAAAAGCCAUAUCAUAUGUUGGCUCCUAUAUGGAUGGUAUGGACAUAUAUGCUAAAGCAACUGCCAGAGGGAAACGUGUUGAGGCCAAUACAGGAUCCAAAAAUCAGGCUGUUGUCAUGCCUGAUGCAUGCGUGGAUGCUACACUUGAUGCUCUGGUUGCUUCUGGUUUGGUUGCUGCAGGAGAUCCCUGCAUGUCACUCAGCUCAGUAAUUUUUGUUGGACAUGCUACACCAUGGGAGGAGGAACUUGUCAAACGCGCUAAAACCCUAAAAGUUAGUGGAGGAACAGAUGCAGGAGCCGAUGUGGGCCCAGUGCUCAGCAAGGAGGUGAAGGAUGAGAUAUGCAGAUUUGUGCAAAGGGCAGUUGAAAGUGGUGCUAGAGCUAUCCUUGAUGGAAGGAACAUUAUGGUUCCAGGAUAUGAGGAUGGAAAUUUUGUCGGCCCAACUAUCUUGAGUGGCGUUACAACUAGCAUGGAGUGUUGUAAGGAAGAUAUUUUUGGACCAGUGCUGCUAUGUACACAGGUGAACAGUUUAGAAGAUGCUGUAGCCAUAAUCAACCAGCAAAAGUUUGGAAAUGGAGCAUCUAUAUUUACCACAUCAGGUAUUACAGCAAGGAAGUUUCAGAAUGCGGUUGAGAUAGGUUUGAUUGGGAUCAAUGUUCCUGUUCCUUUUCAGUUGACAGAAUCCUUUGCCGGGAAAGCAGGUAUCCAGUUCUACACAAAGGUUAAAAUAGUUGCACAGCAAUGGAGGGAGCCAACCUCCAAAGGAAUCUUAUCAAGUAAAAACUUGACAUCAAAUCAAGCCGUUCCAGCGACCGUGCCUUCAUCAUCUGAUAUUGAUAUAUCCAGCGACGAAACCUCGGAUUCAAAAUCAUCACAAGGGGAGAUGACAUAUCAGGAAGGGCCAGUAAACAUACCUUCCACUGAAAAUGAUCCAUGCUGCAGUGCGACAUCAAUGCCAUUGGCUAGCACAUCCGAGUUGAGUUCACCAAACAAGACAACUCCAUUGGCUAGCACAUCUGAGUUGAGUUCACCAAACAGGACAACUCCAUUGGCUAGCACAUCCGAGUUGAGUUCACCAAACAGGACAACCCUAUUAACUGAGUUGUUAUCCGAGUCCCGAGCACCUGACAACAGCUUAUACUUGCCUUUUACUGUUACUUGAGACGAAAACGAAGAAGACGAGAAAAUUCUUGUAAGAUAAGAUCAUCUAAUGGUCUUCUUGACUGCAUAUACAUCAGGAAGAAAACAUCUUUUGGUAAUUAGUUAAGUGUUAAUUCUUCCUCUUAAAUGUUUCUCUCCUAGGGUUUACCACAAACAUAAAUAAACUCAAGCAUAAUCCAAUAUGAGUUGGUUUAGCAAUUUUCA